Molecule: messenger RNA, 3244 nt
Organism: Haliotis rufescens (red abalone)
Lineage: Eukaryota; Metazoa; Mollusca; Gastropoda; Lepetellida; Haliotidae
Product: protein transport protein Sec23A-like
Exons: 21
Coding region: 150-2480 (776 amino acids)
Biological process (GO): COPII-coated vesicle cargo loading; COPII-coated vesicle budding; endoplasmic reticulum to Golgi vesicle-mediated transport
Cellular component (GO): COPII vesicle coat; endoplasmic reticulum exit site
Molecular function (GO): GTPase activator activity; zinc ion binding
Source: RefSeq, a predicted model, not a curated record
GGGAAUCCCCAAUGACGUCAAAAAGCAUUGUGGGCUACGUGGCAUUCGCCAUAGGAGUGAUAUGUAACAAUCUACGUCGUGUCCAAAAUAUCGUCAUCUGUGAAAAUCUGCGGUUUCCACGUCGCCGGUAAUUGUCUGUAAGCCAGGCCAUGGCUACCUAUCAAGAAUUCAUUCAGCAAAAUGAAGACCGUGACGGGGUGCGGUUCAGCUGGAACGUGUGGCCGUCCAGUCGACUCGAGGCGACCCGAAUGGUUGUACCCCUGGGGUGUUUGUUCACGCCGGUAAAAGAGAGACCAGACCUCCCCCCCAUCCAGUAUGACCCUGUGUUGUGUACUCGGCCAACAUGCAGGGCAAUCUUGAACCCUUACUGCCAAAUUGACUACAGAGCUAAAGUAUGGUCCUGCAAUUUCUGUUACCAGAGGAAUCCGUUUCCCCAGCAGUAUGCAGCCAUCUCGGAGGCCCACCAGCCUGCUGAGAUCAUCCCCCAGUUCUCCACUAUAGAAUACACCAUCAAUCGUGCAACAUGCCACCCUCCCAUCUACCUGAUAGUGCUGGACACUUGCAUGGAGGAGGAGGAUCUCCAGGCCCUAAAGGAGUCCCUGCAGAUGUCUCUCAGCUUGCUACCCCCCAACGCCCUCAUCGGACUCAUCACAUUCGGCAAGAUGGUGCAGGUUCAUGAGCUCGGCAGUGAGGGGGUGUCCAAGAGCUAUGUGUUCAGAGGAAACAAGGACCUCACUGCUAAACAGAUACAGGAAAUGCUUGGCAUUGGGCGUGGCACUGCUCAGUCUCAGCAGAGGGGCCCCCAGGGUCCCAACCAGCAGUAUCAGCUGCCUAUGAACAGGUUUCUACAGCCGGUGCACAAGUGUGACAUGAGUCUCACUGACCUGUUGGGAGAACUACAGCGUGACCCGUGGCCAGUCAGCCAGGGCAAGCGACCGCUCCGCUCAACUGGUGCAGCCCUGUCCAUCGCUGUGGGGCUUCUGGAGUGCACAUUCCCCAACACUGGAGCACGUGUGAUGUUGUUUGUGGGCGGGGCGUGUACCCAGGGGCCGGGGAUGGUAGUGGGGGACGAGCUGAAGCACCCCAUCAGGUCCCACCAUGACAUAGAGAAGGACAACUGCAAGUAUAUGAAGAAAGCCAUGAAGCACUACGAAGGCCUCUCCAAUCGGGCCGCAACCAACGGCCAUGUGAUAGACCUGUUUUCCUGUGCCCUAGAUCAGACUGGACUGCACGAGAUGAAGUUCUGUCCUAAAUACACCGGUGGCCACAUGGUGAUGGGCGACUCGUUCAACACGUCCCUGUUCAAGCAGACCUUCCAGAGGGUGUUUGCCAAGGACAUGAAGGGGGAGUUCAAGAUGGCCUUUGGUGCAACCGUGGAAGUAAAGACGUCUCGAGAGUUGAAGGUGUCGGGUGCUAUUGGUCCGUGUGUGUCUCUUGGGGUGAAGGGGCCGUCUGUGUCGGACACAGAGAUUGGCCUUGGGGGGACGUGUCAGUGGAAGAUGUGUGGGAUAUACCCAAACAGUACCCUCAGCAUGUUCUUUGAAGUGGUCAAUCAGCACAAUGCACCUAUCCCACAAGGGGGACGAGGGUACAUACAGUUCAUCACACAGUAUCAGCACUCAAGUGGCCAGAGACGGAUCCGUGUUACCACAACAGCUAGGAACUGGGCCGAUGCCAGCACCAACAUCCAACACAUAGCAGCAGGGUUCGACCAGGAGGCUGCAGCAGUACUGAUGGGGAGAAUAGCCGUGUACAGAGCCGAGACAGAUGACGGCCCGGAUGUGUUACGAUGGCUGGAUAGGAUGCUCAUUAGAUUAUGUCAAAAGUUUGGAGAUUAUCACAAAGAAGACCCGAACUCGUUCCGGUUCUCGGAAAACUUCUCACUCUACCCUCAGUUUAUGUUCCACCUUAGACGAUCACAGUUCCUCCAGGUCUUUAACAACAGUCCGGAUGAGACCUCAUACUACAGACACAUGUUGAAUGUAGAAGACUUGACGCAGUCGCUCAUCAUGAUACAGCCAAUACUCUACGCCUACUCCUUCACAGGACCUCCAGAGCCUGUGCUUCUCGACACCAGCAGUAUACAGCCAGACAGGAUACUCCUGAUGGACACCUUCUUUCAGAUAGUUAUAUACCAUGGAGAGACAAUUGACCAGUGGAAGAAGCAGGGUUACCACGACCUACCGGAGUAUGAGAACUUCAAGCAGCUGAUGCAGGCGCCAGUGGACGACGCCCAGGAGAUUCUACAGACGAGGUUCCCCAUGCCCCGAUACAUCGUCACCGAGUCCGAGGGAUCACAGGCUCGGUUCUUGCUGUCCAAGGUGAACCCGUCUCAGACACACAACAACGCAUACGGAUGGGGACAGGUCAUCACAACGGGGGGCCCAGAGGAUGGCGGUUCUCCUGUACUGACGGACGACGUCAGUCUGCAAGUAUUCAUGGAUCAUCUAAAGAAGUUGGCCGUCUCCUCCUCAUCUUGAUUAGUACCAACCCUCAUCUAGUACCGACCGAUUCCAUCUGGCUUGAUGUAGACACAAUGCUUGCCGCUGUACAACGCCACACCCCGACGCAAAUCAGGACUCCCCAACGCCAGGAUCCUGAAAGAUUUGUCGUGUGUUUCUGUGUAUGGCUUCUGUCCGACAUGUCGAGAAAACGGACUCUCAAAUGUGUGGAUUAGCAACUAGAUGAUGCUUGACAUGAUGUAAUGCCAAAGCAAAGACAAUACAUAUGAUUUCGCUACCAGUGAUACAUGUUUUCUGCACAAUAUGGAUGUUCCUUAGUCAAUAACUAUCCUGGAGAGUGUAGAGUGCCAACGUGGUUCUCUGUUUACGGUCGUCUUUGGAUUUGCCAAAGAAACAACUGUCACACCUUGUCUUGCUUUCUAAGGAAUCUUAUUCUUGUUAAAUAACUUGUGAAUUGGUAAGGCUUAACAUUAUCAAAUAGGUAUGUUCUAAUUCCAGAUAGCUUUGUCAGACGCAAGAUAAUGUUGAUAGUCACGUGGUGCAUAUUAGAUAUUCAUGGCUGCAGACAAUAAUGUAUAUAUAAUAAAUACUAUGUAAUUUUAUCAUGUUCAUAUUGGUAGUACAUGCAGGAAAAAUGAUGACUGGUUCUGUGACAGUUUUAUCAAUUGUAAAAAUAGAAAUGAUUGACAGAUAUCAAACUUGAACUGCAUGUUUUGUCUUAUUUAUAUCUAUUUGUUAAAUGGUUUUUCUUCUCUUGAAAAUAAAUACAACAAUCUGCAGAG